UUUUGGUUGGGAAGAUCAGUUUUGGCAGCUCCACUUCCCCCUGGGUGGGGCAGCAAGCCCCAAUAAAAAGGUCCUCUGUUGCACGACUGCCAUCCUCCUGCUACUCAAGUCCUGGCGACUUUGGAGAACCUGGAGUUCCUUCUUGUGAACAGUCAUAUAAUUUCUUUCAGAUCCUAAGACUCCAGAAAGAUGUCUUAUCAACAGCAGCAGUGCAAGCAACCCUGCCAUCCACCUCCAGUGUGCCCACCAAAGUGCCCUGAGCCUUGCCCACCUCCACCGUGUCCUGAGCCUUGCCCACCUAUAAAGUGUCCAGAGCCUUGCCCACCUCAGCAGUGCCAGCAGAAAUGCCCUCCUAUGCCACCUCCCCAACCAUGCGAGCCGAAGUGCCCACCCAAGUGCAAGUAACAGCUUCAGAUUUCAUCUGGAUCAGGAAAGGAUAAGGACAAUUGGCUUGCCUAGUUCCCAGCUCCACCUUCACCUUCUCUUCAAAGCGCAUCAUGGAUACAGAAGAAGCUUCUCCACCCUUCAGCCUGAGAUAUGCCUGUGGUAAUGCUGACAACCUGAGGUUUCCUUCCUGAGGUGGCUGUCCUGCUUCCCCCGGGAGGCAGGUGAGAAAGAGUCACAGUGCUUCCAAAGGAAGAGUAGCGGUUCCCUUUCUGGGUGCCAUCAGACGAUUCCCUUGCUGUCUCCUGUGUUUGUCUGUCACCUGGGCAGGGGUUUCUACCAGCUGAGGAAUGUUACUUAUCUUCCAUUUCCUGAAUAAACUACAGUCAUUUUGUGUGAUGCUAAAAA
Hippopotamus amphibius kiboko is the source of this 792-nucleotide messenger RNA. RefSeq names its product small proline-rich protein 2E-like. The record is from RefSeq and is a predicted model, not a curated record. Bases 190 to 405 code for a protein of 71 amino acids. The transcript is spliced from 2 exons. NCBI's taxonomy places the organism in Eukaryota, Metazoa, Chordata, Mammalia, Artiodactyla, Hippopotamidae. Gene Ontology annotation, cellular component: cornified envelope.